Messenger RNA from Mandrillus leucophaeus (drill), 3744 nucleotides. RefSeq names its product dual specificity phosphatase 27 (putative) (gene STYXL2). NCBI's taxonomy places the organism in Eukaryota, Metazoa, Chordata, Mammalia, Primates, Cercopithecidae. The transcript is spliced from 6 exons. The record is from RefSeq and is a predicted model, not a curated record. Gene Ontology annotation, cellular component: cytoplasm. Gene Ontology annotation, biological process: negative regulation of MAPK cascade; protein dephosphorylation. Bases 115 to 3609 code for a protein of 1164 amino acids. Gene Ontology annotation, molecular function: MAP kinase phosphatase activity; protein tyrosine/serine/threonine phosphatase activity.
CCUGAGCCAAAGGCCCUGCCUCCUGUGGCCUUGGUUAGAGUCAGCGAAGGCCAGCUGCGUCUUCCCCAGCAGAGACAAAGGGGUGCGCAUGGACAUAGAGGUUGGCAGGUUGUCAUGGCGACCAGCAAGGACCCAGAGGAGGAGCAGGUAGUCCCAAGUGAGGAGGAUGAAGCCAACGUGAGGGCGGUGCAGGCCCACUACCUCCGGAGCCCCUCCCCUAGCCAGUGUUCGAUGGUCUCAGAUGCAGAAACUGAAAGCAUUUUCAUGGAACCCAUUCACCUCUCCUCAGCCAUUGCAGCCAAACAGAUCAUCAAUGAAGAACUCAAGCCCCGGGGGGUCAGAGCAGACGCAGAGUGUCCAGGCAUGCUGGAGUCUGCUGAACAGCUGCUGGUGGAGGACCUGUACAACCGCGUCAGGGAGAAGAUGGACGACACCAGCCUCUAUAAUACGCCCUGCGUCCUGGACCUACAGCGGGCUCUGGUUCAGGAUCGCCAAGAGGCUCCCUGGAAUGAGGUGGAUGAGGUCUGGCCCAAUGUCUUCAUAGCUGAGAAGAGUGUGGCUGUGAACAAGGGGAGGCUGAAGAGGCUGGGAAUCACCCACAUUCUGAAUGCUGCGCAUGGCACUGGCGUUUACACUGGCCCCGAAUUCUACACUGGCCUGGAGAUCCAGUACCUGGGUGUGGAGGUGGAUGAUUUUCCUGAGGUGGACAUUUCCCAGCAUUUCCGGAAGGCGGCUGAGUUCCUCGAUGAGGCGCUGCUCACUUACAGAGGGAAAGUCCUGGUCAGCAGCGAAAUGGGCAUCAGCCGGUCAGCAGUUCUAGUGGUCGCCUACCUGAUGAUCUUCCACAAUAUGGCCAUCCUGGAGGCGUUGAUGACUGUGCGUAAGAAGCGGGCCAUCUACCCCAACGACGGCUUCCUGAAGCAGCUGCGGGAGCUCAACGAGAAGCUGAUGGAGGAGAGAGAAGAGGACUACGGCAGGGAGGGGGAAUCAGCUGAGGCUGAGGAGGGCGAGGGCAUGGGGAGCACGCUCGGGGCCAGAGUGCACGCCCUGACGGUGGAGGAGGAGGACGACAGCGCCAGCCACCUGAGUGGCUCCUCCCUGGGGAAGGCCAGCCAGGCCUCCAAGCCCCUCACCCUCAUUGACAACGAGGAGGAGGAGAAACUGUACGAGGAGUGGAAGAAGGGGCAGGGCCUCCCCUCGGGCAAGGUCCCCCAGGGUGGAGGUGGCCGGCGCUCAGCCUCCUCUGGCCAGGGUGGGGAACAGCUCGAGGACGAGGACGAGGACGAGGACGUGGAGAGAAUCAUCCAGGAGUGGCAGAGCCGAAACGAGAGGUACCAAGCAGAAGGGCACCGGAGGUGGGGAAGGGAGGAGGAAGAGGAGGAGGAGAGCGACGCUGGCUCCUCCGUAGGGAGGCGGCGGCGCACCCUGAGCGAGAGCAGCGCCUGGGAGAGCGUGAGUAGCCACGACAUCUGGGUCCUGAAGCAGCAGCUGGAGCUGAACCGGCCAGACCACAGCGGGAGGCGCCGCUCAGACUCGAUGUCCUCGGAUAGCACCUGGGACGCGUGGAACGAGAGGCUGCUGGAGAUUGAGAAGGAGGCUUCCCGGAGGUACCAUGCUAAGAGCAAGAGAGAGGAGGCGGCAGACAGGAGCUCAGAGGCAGGGAGCAGGGUGCGGGAGGAUGACGAGGAGAGCUUGGGCUCUGAGGCCAGCUCCUUCUACAACUUCUGCAGCAGGAACAAGGACAAGCUCACUGCCCUGGAAAGAUGGAAGAUCAAGAGAAUCCAGUUUGGAUUUCACAAGAAAGACUUGGAAGCAGGAGACAGCAGCAGUGAGCCCGGUGCAGAGGAGCCAGUGGGGGAGAAGAAGAACCCCUCCGACAUCAGCCUGACAGCCUACCAGGCCUGGAAGCUGAAACACCAGAAGAAGGUGGGCAGUGAGAACAGGGAGGAGGUGGUGGAGCUCAGCAAGGGGGAGGACUCGGCCUUGGCUAAGAAGAGGCAACGGAGGCUGGAGCUGCUGGAGAGAAGCCGGCAGACGCUGGAGGAGAGCCAGUCUAUGGCAAGCUGGGAGGCGGACAGCUCCACGGCCAGCGGGAGCAUUCCCCUGUCUGCGUUCUGGUCUGCAGCCCCCUCAGUCAGUGCUGAUGGGGACACGGCGUCAGUACUGAGCACCCAGAGCCACCGCUCCCACCUGUCUCAGGCUGCAAGCAACAUAGCAGGGUGUUCAACCUCCAAUCCCAUCACACCCCUGCCUAACCUGCCAGUGGGGCCUGGAGACACCAUUUCCAUUGCCAGUAUCCAGAACUGGAUUGCCAAUGUAGUCAACGAGACCCUUGCUCAGAAGCAAAAUGAAAUGCUGCUGUUGUCCCGCUCCCCGUCUGUUGCAAGCAUGAAGGCAGUACCAGCGGCCAGUUGCCUGGGGGAUGACCAAGUCUCCAUGCUCAGUGGACAGAGCAGCUCCUCCUUGGGUGGCUGCCUGUUGCCUCAGAGCCAGGCAAGACUCAGCUCUGACAUGCAGUCUGUGCUGUCCUGCAACACCACACUGAGCUCGCCCCCUGAAUGUUCCAGGAGCAAAGUGAGGGGGACCAGCAAGCCCAUCUACAGCCUCUUUGCUGACAAUGUGGACCUAAAGGAACUUGGCCGGAAGGAAAAGGAGAUGCAGAUGGAGCUUAGGGAGAAGAUGUCUGAGUACAAAAUGGAAAAGCUGGCCUCAGACAACAAACGCAGCUCCCUCUUCAAGAAGAAGAAGGUCAAGGAAGAUGAGGAUGAUGGUAUGGGUGAUGGGGAUGAGGACACUGACAGCGCCAUAGGGAGCUUCCGGUAUUCUUCCCGCAGUAGUUCCCAGAAACCUGAAACAGACACAUCCUCCUCCCUGGCUGUCUGUGAUCACUACGCAAGUGGCAGCAGAGUUGGCAAAGAGAUGGAUAGCAGUAUUAAUAAGUGGCUCAGUGGCCUCAGGACAGAGGAAAAACCUCCUUUCCAAAGUGACUGGUCUGGAAGUUCCAGGGGGAAGUACACCAGAUCAUCCCUGCUCAGGGAGACAGAGUCUAAAUCCUCCAGUUACAAGUUUUCCAAAUCCCAGUCAGAGGAACAGGACACCUCCUCCUACCACGAGGCAAAUGGCAACUCUAUAAGAAGCACUUCACGGUUCUCGUCUUCCUCCACCAGGGAGGGCAGAGAGAUGCACAAGUUCUCCAGGUCCACGUACAGCGAGACCUCAAGUUCCCGAGAGGAGGGCAGCCCAGAGCCCUACUUCUUUCGCCGGACCCCAGAGCCCUCAGAAAGGGAAGAGUCCCCAGAGUCACAGCAACCAAAUUGGGCCAGGUCCAGAGACUGGGAAGAUGUGGAAGAGUCAUCCAAGUCAGACUUCUCUGAAUUUGGAGCCAAGAGGAAAUUCACCCAGAGCUUUAUGAGGUCUGAAGAAGAGGGAGAGAAAGAGAGGACGGAAAACAGAGAAGAAGGGAGGUUUGCAUCUGGACGGCAGUCCCAGUAUCGAAGAAGCACUGACAGAGAGGAAGAGGAAGAAAUGGACGAUGAAGCCAUCAUUGCUGCUUGGAGACGUCGGCAAGAAGAAACCAGGACCAAGCUGCAGAGAAGGAGGGAGGACUGAGCUGGGGAAAAGCUGAGAACACUGAAAUAAACCACUCACCUUAGUAUAGGGCUCAGGGCACACAUUGCCACCACCCAUCAGGGGAUGAGGAUACAGAGAGGAUCUUCCAGAGGGGCAGAGCCAGAAUGAGAGGUA